This is a messenger RNA of Nasonia vitripennis (jewel wasp), 2141 nucleotides long. RefSeq names its product synaptonemal complex protein ZIP1. The transcript is spliced from 7 exons. The coding region runs from base 316 to 1740 and encodes 474 amino acids. The record is from RefSeq and is a predicted model, not a curated record. Lineage: Eukaryota; Metazoa; Arthropoda; Insecta; Hymenoptera; Pteromalidae.
UUAGCGUAGAGUCGGCGCAGCGGCGUCUUUCCAAAUCUUUAACGUACUCACUCGAUAGUUUCGUACACCCAAUCUAGUUCACUUGAAUCGCUCAUAAUUAACGAGUCUAAUCGAAUUUGAUCGCCAACAGAAAAUAUCUGCCCAUUUAAAUAACCUAAGCCUGAAAAAGAAGAACGUGACGACAAAAACAAAAAGCUGUCCACAGAACUACAAACAUUCGCAGGCCUGUCAAGCCAACUGCAAUAACCAAAGUGCUGGAAUUCCGCCUCGCUCAAAAAAGCGCAAAGAGAUUUCUCGAUAAUCGCUCGAAAGAGGAUGUCGAAACGCAAGCUCGGAACUCCAGCAGCCCAGUUGGCUCGUUCCAGCCCGUUCGUAGCCGGUGACACUCAGAGUCCCACGAGCCUCGUUCAAAGCGCUCACCGUCGGCUUCAGUACUCGCAGCUCCCGGUGCGAAUCUCUUCCAAGCGCUCGAUCUCGAGCCAGCCGCAGCAGGACAAGCUCGCAAGCUCGCUGAGAAGAUUCACCCCGAAACGCGGAGCCUCGGAGAAGAGCGAGGACGCCGCGAGCACCGCCAAGUUCGUGGCCGCUGCUGCAAGCUCCGGCUCACCCGCGGCCAGGAAGAGCCUAUCGAUGAGCGACCUGACGCCCCUCUGCAACGUCGGCCUCGGGGACUUUGAGCCUGGCGAGCUGCGCCUGGAGGACAACUCCAGCGACCGACGCACCGAGGAGACCCUGAGCGUCGAGGGCUGCACCCUGAUGACGUGGCCGCUGUCCAGUCAUCAUCGGCUGCACAAGGAGAGCUGCGAGUCCAAAGCGGCGAGUGUCGUCUGUCGCACUCUGGCCAUCAACGCCCUGCGCCGCAGACGGGCCGAAGUCGCGAAGCUGAAAUCCGAAUUCGCUCAGCAGAUCGACCACCUCCAGCUGCAGAUCGUCGUGCUGAGACGCCUGCUGGACAACGAAAACGCCAGGGUCGCCAGCUUGGCCGGCGAGCUCCACAAGGCCAAAGCUCAGAGCGACGAGCUCGCUAAGGAACGGGACUCGCUGAAGAUCGAGAAAGAGAGCGCCGAGUCGGAGGCCCAGAGGCAGCGAGAGCUUUCGGAGAAGCGAUCGGUGAGCGAGGAAAAUCUGCGGAACGAGCUGCGCAGCGUCAGGGAUCAGCUCGAGGCUCUGGACAAGCAGAUCUCCAAGGAUCGGGAGAAGCUGCUCAAGCUCCGGGAGGACAAGAAGAUCCUGCUCGAGAAAGUCUCGGCGAACGACGCUCUGGUCGCGCGAGCGGACAAGGCGGAGGCUCUGCUCGAGGACGCGGAGACGCAGCUCGCCGAGCGAAUCGCCCUCGCCGACUCGCUACAGGAGGAGCUCAUGCGUGUCUCCAACUCUCUGGAACAAAGAGAGGCCGAGAAGGCGGAGCUUGAGGGCGAGUUGAGAAAAAUGGAGGAGGAGAACGCGAUGCUCGAGGAACGCUUGCGAAAGAGCGACGAGGCAUGCAGAGUGUUGGGCUUGCGGGCCGAGGAUCUCGAGAGCGAGCUCUUCAACCAGGAGUCGAAUAUCAAGCACAUGCUGGCCUCGUACGCCGCUGCAAAGGCGGAGGUCCUCGAGCUUCAGGAAGAAUUGGUCCGCCGAUCGCAGGAGUGCUGUUGGAGCAGCAAAGUACUGCAGCUGGCUGGAAGCUUCGUACGGGCGCCUGCGGUGAUUCUACGAACGCUGUCCUUCUUCUUGACCGGGAUUCCGCUUAUUUUAUAAUCUAUUUACACUGACAUGGCAUCGACCCGAUGAUCGUGCGAUUUUCUAUGGUGUUGCGGACUCGAGUCCGUCGAAGAGGAUAUUUUGAGAUGAAGGCCAUGAAUGCGCCGUGCGGUUCUAUAAUAAACAUACGUGAAUGCAUGCAAGCGAGCGCUUCGUGCGAGUCGAAAUCAAAAAGUGAAUCAAUGAGAUGUGAGAUUAUUAUUAUAUAAAGUUUAUUUUGAUAUAUUUUUUUCUUUCAUCUAUAUAAAGAGUCAUUUGAUGACUAUUCGAUUGAGAGAUCAAUGAGACAUUUAGUGAUAGAGUCGAGCACAAUGUAUAACGAAACGAUCGAUGAUUGAAUAUACAUUUUAUCUACAUCUACAUAACGAAAUAAUAAAACAACUCUAGUUUUGAUUAUG